Molecule: messenger RNA, 1044 nt
Organism: Aspergillus clavatus NRRL 1
Lineage: Eukaryota; Fungi; Ascomycota; Eurotiomycetes; Eurotiales; Aspergillaceae
Gene: erg20
Product: bifunctional (2E,6E)-farnesyl diphosphate synthase/dimethylallyltranstransferase
Exons: 2
Coding region: 1-1044 (347 amino acids)
Biological process (GO): trans, trans-farnesyl diphosphate biosynthetic process
Cellular component (GO): cytoplasm
Molecular function (GO): dimethylallyltranstransferase activity; (2E,6E)-farnesyl diphosphate synthase activity
Source: RefSeq, a predicted model, not a curated record
AUGGCCACUACCACCAGCCGUGCUGCCUUUGAGGCGGUUUUCCCCUCGUUGGCUGAAGAUCUCCUAGAGCAUGCUCGGAAAUAUAACCUCCCCGAGAAUGCGAUGAAGUGGUUCGAGAAGUCCCUCAACGCCAAUGUCCCCGGUGGCAAGCUCAAUCGCGGUCUCUCGGUCCCCGACACCGGCCUGGCUCUCCUCCAGAAGCCCCUGACGGACGAGCAGUUCAAGCACCUCAGCACCCUGGGCUGGUUGACCGAGCUGCUCCAGGCCUUCUUCCUGGUCAGCGAUGAUAUCAUGGACAGCUCGAUCACACGCCGUGGCCAGCCCUGCUGGUACCGGUACCCAGGCGUUGGGCUGAUCGCCAUCAACGACUCGUUCAUGCUCGAGUCCGGCAUCUACCACAUUCUCAAGAAGCACUUCCGCUCGCACCCGGCGUACGUCGACUUCAUCGAGCUCUUCCACGAGACGACCUGGCAGACAGAGCUGGGCCAGCUGUGCGACCUCAUCACCGCGCCCGAGGACAAGGUCGACCUCGACAACUUCUCCAUGGAGAAGUACAUGUUCAUCGUCACCUACAAGACCGCCUACUACAGCUUCUACCUCCCCGUCGCGCUGGCCCUGCUGUACCUUGAGCUCGCCACCCCCGAGACCCUCAAGCAGACCCACGACAUCCUCAUCCCCCUCGGCCAGUACUUCCAGGUCCAGGACGACUACCUCGACGCCUACGGCGACCCCGCCGUCAUCGGCAAGAUCGGCACCGACAUCCAGGACAACAAGUGCUCGUGGUUGAUCAACCAGGCCCUGCAGCGUUGCAGCGCCGACCAGCGCCAGAUCCUCGACGCCGCCUACGGCCGCAAGGACGCCGACCUCGAGGCCAAGGUCAAGACCAUCUACCACGCCCUCGACCUCGAGAAGGUCUACAAGGAGUACGAGGAGAAGGCCGUCAGCGAGAUCCGUGCCAAGAUCGCCGCCAUCGACGAGUCCCAGGGCCUCAAGAAGGAGGUCUUCGAGGCCUUCCUGGCCAAGAUCUACAAGCGCACCAAAUAG